CAACUUUCCAACUUCCUGCAAACCUUUUUAUAUUAUCACUGUUGCAUACUCUACUAUGUCCACCACUAGCUCAGCUCCUCCCCAUCAACCCCCUGCUACUGAUCCUGAACUGACAGACUUUUUGCUGCGUCUGCGCAAGAAGAACACUGAUCCUGUUGCUCACAAAUCUACUGUGGACUCGUACGCCAAGUACUGGGAUGUUGAUCACAAGCAAGGUCUUGAGAACACUGAAGAUUCCGUUGCUGAGCGUCGCAAGGACUCUGACAUUCUAACAAAUCACUUUUACGAUCUAGUUACUGAUUUUUACGAAUAUGGAUGGGGCACUUCGUUCCAUUUUGCUCGUAUGUUUAAAUACUCGUCUAUCCAGCAUUGUCUUGCCCGCCAGGAAGAUUAUCUUGCACUGAAACUUGGUCUUGGUGCUGGCAUGAAGUGCAUUGAUGUUGGCUGUGGUGUUGGUGGCCCACUUCGUGAAAUAGUUAAAUUCUCUGGUGCUCAUGUUACUGGUCUUAACAACAAUGCUUACCAGGUUAAGCGUUGCCAUUAUCUUGCUGAAAAGCAUGGCAUCUCUAAUCUUUGUGAUGCUGUCAAGGGUAACUUUGAGGACAUGCCAUUUGAAGCCAACACGUUUGAUGCCGCAUACGCUAUUGAGGCUACUUGCCAUGCUCGCCGUCUUGAGAAUCCAUACAGUGAAGUUUUCCGUGUUCUCAAACCAGGUGCAAAGUUUGCUUGCUACGAAUGGCUUACCACCAAGGCAUAUGACGAAAGCAAUCUGUCUCAAAAAAAAAUCAUUCAUGGCAUUGAGGAGGGUAAUUCGAUUGCAAAGUUGUACACUAUUCCCCAAACCAUUGCGGCGCUCAAGAGCAUUGGAUUCGAAAUUCUCGAAUAUGCUGAUCUUGCCGAUCCCAAGUCUGCCAUGUACGAGGCUCAAGACCCAUGGUACACUCCUCUCGAGGGCAGCUACUCUUUGAAUCUUGAGAGCAUUGCUCGGUGGAGGAUGAAUCCAGUUGGAAGAAUUGUUACCAGUGCUAUGGUAUAUGCACUCGAGGUUCUUAGACUUGCCCCAGCUGGCUCACACAAGGUUUCUCAGAUUCUUAACAACGCUGCCGAUUCGCUGUCGCUUGCUGGUCGGCAAGAGAUUUUUACCCCCAUGUUCUUCUUUGUUGCCCGCAAGCCUUUGAACGCUUAAAAUAUCGAUUCCUGUCUUUUAGUUCUAUUCAUCUCUUAUGUAUCACCUACCUAUCUUGUUCCUGUUACCCUUGGGGCUUAUUAUUUUGUUUUUUCAAGAGAGUAAUUUAAACGUUACCGCGAGGGUUUUUGUUGUAUAGCUUUAGCUAGAUCAGCAAAUGCUUAAUCUUUAACACAAUAAAUGCUUUUAAAGAGUGCUGUGGAUAGACAGUGAAU
Messenger RNA from Batrachochytrium dendrobatidis JAM81, 1401 nucleotides. RefSeq names its product sterol 24-C-methyltransferase. The transcript is spliced from 5 exons. Gene Ontology annotation, biological process: ergosterol biosynthetic process. Gene Ontology annotation, molecular function: sterol 24-C-methyltransferase activity. The record is from RefSeq and is a predicted model, not a curated record. The coding region runs from base 56 to 1186 and encodes 376 amino acids. Lineage: Eukaryota; Fungi; Chytridiomycota; Chytridiomycetes; Rhizophydiales. Gene Ontology annotation, cellular component: endoplasmic reticulum.